AGUGUGAUGCUGCAGUUGACAGGUUUUUCCGCUGUGCAGCGCGUGAGUGUCAUAUCCCAGCGUUAGGGAUUGAUUAUUGAUUAUUGAUCGAGAAUCAGCGACGAGUUCAGCCGCGGCUGGAUCCGGAAACAGCGCAGAAGAUGAUCAAAGCCAUCCUCAUAUUCAACAACCAUGGCAAACCCAGACUGUCCAAAUUCUACGAACACUAUGAGUCACACACAGCGCUAAUCGGCGGCUCAGACAAUAAGCUGAUCUACAGACACUACGCUACGCUGUACUUCGUCUUCUGUGUGGAUUCAUCAGAGAGUGAGCUGGGCAUCCUGGACCUCAUACAGGUGUUUGUGGAGACGCUGGACAAGUGUUUUG
This is a messenger RNA of Danio rerio (zebrafish), 366 nucleotides long. RefSeq names its product adaptor related protein complex 3 subunit sigma 1 (gene ap3s1). Gene Ontology annotation, biological process: intracellular protein transport; Golgi to vacuole transport; protein transport. NCBI's taxonomy places the organism in Eukaryota, Metazoa, Chordata, Actinopteri, Cypriniformes, Danionidae. The record is from RefSeq and is marked provisional. Gene Ontology annotation, cellular component: membrane coat; Golgi apparatus; AP-3 adaptor complex.